CCGACUCCCGGCGACAUGUGGCGGGGCAGCCGCUGGCUGCGGGGGCUGGUGCUGCCGGCGGCGAGGGGGCUGCGGCUGGGGGCCGCUGGGCGCUGCGCUCCCUGCUGGGCGCGGCGGGCCCUCGGCGGCGGGCCCAGCGCGGAGCUGCGGCCGGGCGGAGGAGCCGAGCAGGAGCACAGGGCCCCAGGUCAUGCGCUUUCCAAGUUCAAUAUUGAUUUUAUCAUAGCUCUACUGAGGCAAGAAAAUGCUAGCAACAUUUGUGUUAUCCAGGUGCCUCCAGAAAUGAGAUACAGUGAUUAUUUUAUAAUUGUGAGUGGAGCUUCUUCAAGACACCUCCAUGCUAUGGCCCACUACAUGCUGAAAAUGUACAAGCAACUGAAACAAGAAAAUGAUCCUCACAUUCAGAUUGAAGGGAAAGAGACAGAUGACUGGAUAUGCAUUGAUUUUGGUAGCACAGUGAUCCAUUUCAUGCUUCCUGAGACACGAGAUAUUUAUGAGUUGGAAAAGUUAUGGACGCUCCGUUCUUAUGAUGACCAGUUAGCACAGAUGAUUCCAGAGUCUUUACCAGAAGACUUCGUAUUUGGACUUACUCACCAGCAGCACUGACGAAAAUCUUUCCGUCAUGAAAGGAAUACAUACAAAUAAUGCAGUUAGAGCACUCACCACUUCAGGAUUAAAAGAGUGAAACAAGCAAUUUCUGUGGUUACUUCUUGGGUGAGGGGACACAGCUAAGAGCCACUUGCUUGAAUACCCCUCCACUGUUGUGCAGUUAGUGAGGGACGAGGCUUACAGCAAUACAGCUCUAGAACACAAAGUACCUAAUUGAAUCUGUCUGGAAUUGUGGGUAUUAUGAUUCAAGUUGGUAAUUGUUUUGAAGAAGUGGAUUCUAGCCCCCUUGUUCUUCCAGAAGUGCAGGGGGACCCUGUGACUGAAGUAGUCAGCAUCUCAGUUGAAGUUGUAGCUGAAAGUAUACUAAAGGAAGAGUAGCAGCUAUUUGAAUCAGAGACAGUCAACAUGAAACUCAGUUUAAAAGGAACUUUAGUUACUAUACCUGCCCCUGAAUCUUCCUACCAGUGUUUGGUUUUAAUACCGAAACUGUCUCCCUCUGCUGUUGCUGUAUGUGAAAAUGAAAACCCUGCUCUAGGUCAAUAAUCAAGGUGUUAUGUAAAUUGCAUUGGUUUGAGGGUUAAUUUACUGUGUCCCUUUAACACCAUUUACUAGCAUGGAUCCAUUGUGAGCAGAGCUCAAACCUUGUUUAAUCUGAGGUUAAAGUACAACUAGGGGAAGCAAAGUAGUAUUGAGAAGGGCUUGUUCAUACUGAUAGCAUGGGGCAAGCUAAGAUGUAAAUCUACAGCACUGUACUAGUAUGCCAUGCACUAAGAGUUCCAAAGUGCAUGCUGAUGUACUGCUGUUUGAAAUUAUUUUUGUGGGUGACAGACUAGAGUGCUGUAGAUUUAUAACCUGGCUUGCUGUGCAUUAACAGAUCAUGUAGAUGAGCCCUAAAGGGGAUUUUGUGAUAAAGUAAGGAGAUGUUGUACCUAAAACCAAACAGCCCCUGUGCAAUAUAGCUCAACAUUUUCUCAAAUGCUCGAACCUGAAAAGAAAACCCUACACAUUCAGCAAAAGGAAGAAACUUGGAAAGCAAUGCUUAAAACCACUCUGGCUAAUGUUCAACUUUGCCUAGCUGGUAUGUCCAGAUUCAUUCCAAAGGGAUCCCUUGAAGUCAUUAAGGUAGGGAAAGGUCACUGAUUUAAGAAAGGAGCAGGAGAGAAGUAAAGAGGAGAUGGGCCAGUCCUAUUAAACAGGGUUAAAGAGGGCAAGUCAAGGCAGAAAAAAUGAUUUCGGGAAAAGAAACAUUAUAAAUAACUCGAUGCUUUUCAAACAGAAGCACUGUGCUCUUGAAAUUAGAAACAUUCCACCUGUAAUAUAGUCUGCUAUCCUGUAACAAUUAAUUGAGGCUCACUCAUGCUCAGAAUUGAAGACAUGUUCUAUCAUACUGUGAUACUAUGUUUUCUGGAUGCCUGCUGGUGCUUUUCAAAGCACCCAGUCCAAAGAGAAUUCCAGAUUACUUAUUGAGUUUCCCUUUCAAUAUUUUGCCAAUAAAAUCUGCUCUUAUGUGAAACAAA
Molecule: messenger RNA, 2126 nt
Organism: Caretta caretta (loggerhead turtle)
Lineage: Eukaryota; Metazoa; Chordata; Testudines; Cheloniidae
Gene: MALSU1
Product: mitochondrial assembly of ribosomal large subunit 1
Biological process (GO): negative regulation of ribosome biogenesis; negative regulation of translation
Cellular component (GO): mitochondrion
Molecular function (GO): ribosomal large subunit binding
Source: RefSeq, a predicted model, not a curated record